This is a messenger RNA of Fomitiporia mediterranea MF3/22, 3125 nucleotides long. RefSeq names its product dynamin protein dnm1. Gene Ontology annotation, biological process: peroxisome fission; mitochondrial fission. The record is from RefSeq and is a predicted model, not a curated record. Lineage: Eukaryota; Fungi; Basidiomycota; Agaricomycetes; Hymenochaetales; Hymenochaetaceae. The transcript has 7 exons. Bases 498 to 2924 code for a protein of 808 amino acids. Gene Ontology annotation, molecular function: GTPase activity; microtubule binding; GTP binding. Gene Ontology annotation, cellular component: microtubule; cytoplasm; mitochondrion.
GGCAAACCGACCGUCCACAUGCUUCUAGAUUCGUUAGAGGUAACCGCUGGACAGCGCAUUGGGCCUAGACAAGGCUCCGAAACAAGACAUAAGCAACAGUUUCCCAUGUUGCAAAGACUCUACGGCGCUGUGUAACUACAGUGGUAGCGGCAUAAUCGUUUUCGCUGGCUCUAGCACAGAUCCGCCCCUAUUAAAUCAGCACCGCCUCAAGAGGAAGUGCUGUUCGUAGGUUGACAAGAGGAGAAGGGUUUGCAGUGCUAAGGAAUAGUAUUAUCUAAUUACUGGUUACGUCAUAAACAACCCAGCAUGUAGCUAGCCGAUUGUGCCGUCGCGACGCGCAAAAACGGUUUGCACCAACUGGAGUCCAUCCUCAACGAACACGUCGACCACCCGCCAUCUCCCGCCCUGCCGAGGGUAAUACGCGUUCAUUUCCUCCGCUGCACGAUAAAUACUUCUGUCUCUGAUUUUGACGACUGCUCCGAACAUUUACGUUCAUAAUGGACUCCGAACUAAUCAACCUAGUCAACAAACUCCAGGACACGUUUAGCCACCUUGGCGGUGAGCUGGACAUGCCCCAGAUCGCUGUGGUGGGAAGCCAAUCUGCGGGAAAGUCAAGCGUACUGGAGACUAUUGUAGGACGCGACUUCCUUCCACGCGGUUCCGGCAUAGUCACCCGACGACCACUCGUCUUGCAACUAAUCCACACAGCCAAACCAGAUUCAAAGGGAAAUACGGAAUGGGGAGAAUUCCUACACGUACAGAAAAAGUUUACGGAUUUCGACGAGAUCCGCUCAGAGAUCGAGCAGGAGACAUUGAGAGUGGCAGGUCAGAACAAAGGAAUCAGCAGGUUACCUAUCAGCCUGCGGAUAUACAGCCCGAACGUCCUAGACCUCACGCUCGUCGACUUACCUGGUCUGACAAAGAUCCCAGUCGGUGAUCAACCUUCGGAUAUCGAGAAACAGAUUCGGAAUUUGGUGCAGGAGUAUAUUGCGAAGGAGAAUUGCGUCAUCCUUGCUGUCUCUGCUGCUAACGUCGACCUUGCGAACUCCGAGUCGUUGAAGCUCGCGCGACAGGUCGAUCCGCAAGGCAGACGGACUAUUGGUGUACUUACCAAGCUCGAUUUGAUGGAUGCAGGUACAAACGCACUUGACAUCCUCAUUGGACGUGUGUAUCCUCUUAAACUCGGUUUCAUUGGCGUCGUGAACCGGUCACAACAGGAUAUCAACUCGGGAAAGAGUAUGAAAGACGCACUUGAUAGCGAGAUGGACUAUUUCACAACCCAUCCAGCCUACCGAAACAUCUCGCACAAGUGUGGCACACGUUAUCUCGCCCGUACGCUUAAUCAUGUGCUUAUGAACCAUAUUCGGGACAAGUUGCCAGACAUGAAGGCUCGCCUUAACACGCUCAUGGGACAGACGCAGCAAGAGCUCAAUUCAUUUGGUGAUGCAGCAGUCUUUGGUGACAAGAACGCGCAGGGUGCUCUGGUCCUCCGACUCAUGACCCAGUUUGCCCGUGAUUUCGUCUCCAGUAUCGAAGGUACUUCUCUCGAAAUCUCGACCAAGGAACUCUGCGGUGGUGCCCGCAUAUAUUAUAUCUUCAAUGAUGUUUUCGGACACGCAUUAGAGUCAAUUGACUCUACUUCCGGACUAGACGCUCAAGACAUCCGAACGGCCAUACGUAAUUCUACGGGACCGAGACCUAGUCUCUUUGUACCAGAGGUUGCAUUCGAGAUCUUAGUGAAGCCACAGGUCAAGCUAUUGGAGGCACCGUCUCUAAGGUGUGUGGAGUUGGUUUAUGAAGAACUGGUCCGAAUAUGCCACAGUUGUGCGAAUACGGAAUUACUACGAUUCCCUAGACUACAUUCGCAGAUCAUUGAAGUUGUCUCUGAAUUGCUACGGGAACGCCUCGGGCCAACCUCUGAAUAUACCCAAAGCUUAAUCGACAUACAAUCCGCAUAUAUUAAUACGAACCACCCUGCCUUUGUGCAAAGCUCCGUAGCAGCGCAGAGACAGGCUACAUCGCCACCUCGGACAAGGAAGGCGCUGCCUCAAAGACCGUCAUCUACCGAGCCCGUAAAUGGCAUUUUGUCACAAGAUGAUGAAGAGGAUGAGGAUACAGAGAACGGCUCCGCUACCAUCAGUAGCACCCGCUCUGUCUCGUCGACGGUACAUGACCGAACGAAAAUAUCCGCCUCAGCACCAGCUUCAGGUCACGUCUCGUCAUCUUCCUCAACCACAGCCCGGCAAAUGCGAUCCCACCACCACCACCAUCAUAAUCCAGACAACUCCUCAAGACGCCCUUCCUCCACAACUCCAACUGUAGGAGGCGGAAGUACGAACAUCGCAAAGGAAACGUUCCUCAACUAUUUCUUCGGCCAAACGGAGAACGGAUCUGGGACCGGUGCGGCGGCCGCACCAGCCAUCUCUGGACCUGUUGGGAGUGUGGGACUAUCGGCGGCGAUGGUGUCUGGUGUAACACCAUCAGGACGAGACACCACACAAUCUGCGCCGCCGACGGGAUUAUUGGCGGGUAAAAUGGGACCCGAUGGGAAUAACGCUGCAUUUGAUAUGAAGAGUUUGGGGAAACAUAUUGAAGCUGUUCCGACCGAAGGUGCACCCCACCUCACGAUGCGAGAAGACAUGGAAACGAACCUCAUCCGAAACCUCAUCGCGUCGUAUUUCAAUAUCGUCAGGCAGACGAUUCAGGACCUCGUACCAAAGGCGAUUAUGCACUUCCUCGUGAACAACUCGUCGCAACAAGUACAGAACAGGCUCGUCGCGUCGCUUUAUAAGCCCGAUCUUUUCCAGAACUUGCUGAAUGAGGACGAGACGAUCGUUGCAGAGCGGACCCGCGUGAAGGCUCUUCUUGACGCAUACAAGGAAGCAUUCAAGACGCUUUCGGAGGUGAAUAUCAAGUCGAUUUGAGGCUUCCAUAGAUACGGUGGGUUUGGCGAUGGAAGGGGCACAUCGAAACACGAGCGCUAUACUAAGAUCUUAAUACACUGGUGCCCCACCUCUUGUUCUGCAAGUCAAAAUACAUACACUACAAAUUGAUGGAUUAUAGUAGACCUUUAAUUUCAGCUUGUAUUUUUCGUUAGGUUCAUGACAAUCACGCAUAUCCGAAAC